This is a messenger RNA of Venturia canescens, 4058 nucleotides long. Its product is annotated as structural maintenance of chromosomes protein 4-like. The transcript has 4 exons. Bases 131 to 1096 code for a protein of 321 amino acids. NCBI's taxonomy places the organism in Eukaryota, Metazoa, Arthropoda, Insecta, Hymenoptera, Ichneumonidae. The record is from RefSeq and is a predicted model, not a curated record.
CUCAUCGACCGUUCAUUUAAAUCGAUUUAUUACAUCAUUUCUAUCGACGUUUUUGUGUCAGACCUCGAGCCACGCAAAAGUAGGCGCGGCGCGCUAAUCUAACGUUUAAAAUUGGUAUUAAAAAUGUUAAAUGGCGUCCUGGGAAAAAGUCGAUACUUCUCGUAUCUUCAAAUUCGAGCUUGAUCUGCGCGAAAAAGUCACCGAGCUGCAGUGUAAAAGCAAAGCGCUGGAGAAAAUCGAGAGGGAACUUUGUGAAACUCGUCGAAAUCUUUACCAAACUCGGAGCCAACUGGAGGCCGAGCAACGGUCGUCGAAUCAAUUGGAAAUUCGAUUGAAGAGCGCACUGAUAGCCGUAAAACGUCUCGAGGAAGAAAACACGAAGACUCGAACGGAAAAAGUUCAUACGAUAAUGCAAUACGAUUACUCGUCGAUCGAACGUGAUGCGUUGAUGAAUCAAGCAAGAAUCGCGAGAUUCGAAAAUAUGGAUCUCAAGAUGAAAAUUCAAGAGUCCCACAGGAAUCUCUUAACGGCAAAAAAGAUCAAUAAAACUCUCGAAGAUUCUUUGAUGGAAUUCAAAAACAGUUUGACGAGAUUACACGAUAAACUCGAUAGUAACCUCCAAAAAUUGGAACGGGAGCAAAAUCAGUUGAAAAAAACAUUUCGAGAAUCGACCGAGUUUGGCCAGCGGGUACAGACGAUUAUCAAUAACUGUUACAACACUACUCGCAAACAACGAAAAGACAAAGCGACUACGUUGGAACAACGGUUAGAGGAGCGACCUGUCUCUAUCGACGAGUCACAGAAAGAGCCCGUACGGCGUCCAGUUCCCGGCACCGCCAGCAGCCACACGGUAGACGCGGACAUCCUCGAUUUGCACAAAAAAUUGGAAAAGACUCUAGAAGAAUUACGAUCGAAACUCGGAAAUCACGAUAUCGAGGAUAAAUUAGCUCUGGUAUGCAUCGAGCUUCAACGGAUGGAUGGGAAUUUCGUGAAAAAUUUGGCGUCUUGUAAAAAAUGGGAGAAUCAAUCGGAAACAAACGCGAUGAGUGAAGGAAGGAAGGAAGGAAGAAAUGGUGAAAAACUGGUACACACGUAGGAUUAAUAUAAAAUGUAUUAUAAUAGUCGUUUUCUUUUCUCAUCUUCUUGUUUUUGUUAUCUCGAGUCCGACGUAAAACGAGAUUACACGUUUGAAGAAAAGAAUAAAACAAAACGGAAAAAAUAAAAAAGAAACGCAGCAAACGGUGCGGGAGCAACGAAUGAACGAGAUUCGAAAUAGACCCUCUGUACAUAAAUUUUGCGGUUGCGUUAUUCUUUUCUUCUCGGUGAUCGGACGACCUGACCAUCGAAUCGUGUAUGCCGAAAAAAUUUCAUCCGCAACGUUAACAACAAAUACAAGAACCCGUACGAGUCGUAUCGCUUUUGUCAGCUUAUAAUUUUCCGUAACUCUAAUAAAAUAAAAAAUAAAACAAUGCGUUUCGGAGAACGUUUCUUUUUUUAAAUUUCCGUUUUUGUUUCUACAAAUUUUCCGCGCAUGCCAAUUUAUCCUCGCCGUUUACAACGUAAAAUCCGGAACCCUGGACCGUUUUGUCGAAAAUGAUAAAUUAACGAUUGAUACACCACUAAGAUACAUACGCGAGCGCAUCGUACAUUGUCACGUCGACAUACAGAUUCAAUUACAUUUUCUCUUCCCUUAAUUCUGUGAAAAAGCUAUUUUUCCUCAUAACAAUAUAAAAAAGAAUGAUUGUGAUGUUGCUUUCCCUUGUCCUGUUCAUCCUUAAACAUGCAUCCGACUUUAUCGGUGAUUAACGUCGUUAAAAACACUAAUGAUAAGUGGUUAUAUGAUUCUACUCGUGAUGGAAAUAUGCCACAGCGAGCCAUCGCAAUUUAUCGAUGUUUUUUUUUUUUUUUCCCCCCAUACAACGAUGAAAAUUGUUGCGUAUUUUUUUCUUCACAUACAUGCGCAUACGCGUUUUUGUUAAUUUUUCUUUCUCUCGUAUCGUCUAGUCAUUAUUUUCUUUCUUUUUUUCUGCAUCACGACGAGAAAAAUUAACGCUUCACAAACGGCGGGAGUACUAGUUCCAUUUAGGGAUGAUGCGUUGAUGCGCGCGCGCGAUAAUAUCACUCUUCUUUGUUCGGUACGAACGGUGAUGUUUUUGUUUAUAUACUUUCACCUUCUGCUUCUGUUUUUGCUCCUUCUCAUAUCUCCAUCGUUGCGUUCAUUGCAUUUUUUAAAAUUCUCAUUGAAUUUCCAUGUAAAACUAAGUAUUGUAGCGUUUUUUAACAUAAAGCUCGAGAUAUUUCGCGCCUAGUCCAACGUAAGAGUAGUGUGCAAUAGCGUAUUCGGCCGCAACGGGGAAAUCUUUGUUCAUCCACCCCACUCCCGUUGAUUCCCCGAAUCAAAUGAUAUCGAUAAUUAAAUUAGGUUGAAAAGAAAGGAAAAUGUUAAUCAUAAUUAAAAAAUAAAACCACCGAAUGAUGCGGAGAGUGUCCGUCCCCGGAACGAAUCAGGGGACCGAGAAUCACAUGGCCCGAAUAAAAGGGCUUCGAAGGGAGAAUCGUUGAACGCAGGCAACUCCGUUCGACCAAGGAUACGUCUGUCGAUUAAUAAGGUGGUGGAGCCAACACUCGUGAUGACGGGGUCAGAGUACGGAACAACGUCCGAGCCAACUCGGUGGUUUUCUCGCUGGUUCUGAAGCUUUCAAUUGAUUGCCACCGCUCUUCGGUGGAUUGGAUGCCUCCUGAAGAAGAAUUAGAAAGAUUUAAUAUGCAGAAUUAAAUGGAUCAUUCGACAUGAACGAUUCUUUCUCAAACCAAACGAUUUUUAACUAAUUGCAAUAUUUAUACGUAAUUACAAAUGGGCAAUCAAAAUGUCAUUGUUCGUCUCGCGUCUAAAUAUCCCAGUGAAAGAAUCUUGCCCAAAUUGCUCUGAAUGAAUUUUCACGCACGUUGCACGUCACGAGACAUACGCGUGUGCUUCUCUUUCUCUUUUUUCUCUUUGUUCUUGAAAUUUUGAAUAUUUAGACGCUUUACCAGAAGAGUUAUCGCAUCGCGAUACCAAACCGUCAACUAUUUUGUAAACAUUCAUCAUUAUUUUUGACAUUUCAUCACUCUUUGUAAGUAUGUGACUCGGUAAAGUCACUACGGUUCCUCAUAGCGAAAAGUUUUGUGUAGCGCUGCGAUAUCCGGCUGAUGUUGGCAAAAAAGUAGAAUCAAUCGGAACGGCUCAUUAAACGAUAAGAAUUAAUAAAUAAAUGAAUAAGAAAAAAAACGAGCAAACGCAAAUUUCUAGCCCAUGCAGGAUUGGUGUUAUUUUUCGAAUUGACGUAGUUACUUGUAACGAUAGGCAGGACAGGAUUUAGACUGGGUAAAUUUUUGUCAUUUUGAUCAUAUGAAUUUCAACAAGGCAAUCUGAAAUGCUGAAUCAAUAGCGCACGCAUUCUCGUAGACGAAAAACAAGAAAACAAGAAAAAUGAAAAUAGAAAAGCAAUACAUUUGCGGGAUAAAGUUACCUUCUGCCAGAACAGACCCGCGCCAAACACAGAGAGGAAUAGACAUGGGGGAACAGAAAAACAAUGUUUAUUUUAUUUCUGCCGUAAUUCAAUAGAACGUUUUAUAUUCUGAGCAUACUUCUAUGAUCAUCGUCGUCUGAUAUUAUCAGGAAUGAUUGCUUGUUAAAUUCGAUAUUAUUGUCCGAUACAAAAAACGCUGCUCAUGAUAGACUUGACAUUCGAAAAACGAGGCAAUAAGGGAAAAGUUUUGAGCAAGAGAACAAGAAGAUUUCCAAUGACUUGAGUUUUUAAACUGUGAUCGCUAAGAAUUCAUUGUGUAAAAUCGUAAGAAAUCUCAUUAUUACGUUUUCAACCAGAAUAAUUGAGAAUAAACUAUGCGCAAACCGUUUUGCGCAGGGAUUAGAUGAAAAAAAGGGUCCGAAGACUGUACAAAAAGUGAAGCGUCGAGGGAAUGAAAAAAACGUACCAAUUUUUUUUCCAUCUUGGCUUUGAUGUCUCGAGCUAACGUGAAAAAGGCUUCCUCAACGUUGAUACUAGACUUGGCCGAUG